Molecule: messenger RNA, 3480 nt
Organism: Chinchilla lanigera (long-tailed chinchilla)
Lineage: Eukaryota; Metazoa; Chordata; Mammalia; Rodentia; Chinchillidae
Gene: Acot12
Product: acyl-CoA thioesterase 12
Exons: 15
Coding region: 298-1944 (548 amino acids)
Cellular component (GO): extracellular exosome
Molecular function (GO): lipid binding; acetyl-CoA hydrolase activity
Source: RefSeq, a predicted model, not a curated record
GCCAAGCACACGCGGACGAGUUUCGAAGGCGGGCACUUCCAUCGCCGGCUCCCUGACCCGGGCACGUGUGGCCGUCCCUGUCGCGUUCCCUCCCAGACUCAGAGACGCCGGCGCCGGCUCCGGAGAGGCAAGGGCUGCCCCCGACCGUCCCCUCCCGACCCCGGCCCAGCGACACCGCGACGCGCCCUGUGAGCUCCCGCCCGCAGCCGGCGAGUGGCGCCGUGCCCGCAGUCCCCUGUCCUCUGUCCCGCUGUCCGGCUGUCCCGCUGUCCGGGGUCUGUCCCGGCGUCCGCGGCCAUGGAGCCCGGCGAGGUGUGCAUGACCCAAGCCAUCCAGCCCGCGCACGCGGACGCCCGCGGCGAGCUCAGCGCGGGGCAGCUGCUCAAGUGGGUGGACGCCACGGCUUGCCUGGCAGCUGAGAGGCAUGCGGGGGUUCCCUGUGUCACAGCCUCAGUGGACGACAUUCAGUUUGAGGAGACAGCAAGAGUUGGGCAAGUUAUAACCAUCAAAGCAAAAGUUACUAGAGCCUUCAACACCAGCAUGGAGAUAAGUAUCAAAGUCAUGGUUCAGGACACGCUCACUGGCACGGAGAAACUUGUUAGUGUCGCUUUCUCUACGUUUGUGGUCAAGCCAGUUGGAGAAAAAAAGAUUCAUUUAAAACCAGUCAGACUCCUGACUGAACAAGAUCGUGUGGAACAUGACCUGGCUUCUGAGAGAAGGAAAGUUCGAUUACAACAUGAAGAUGCCUUUAAGAGCUUAAUGGAGGAAAGCAGCAAGUUUGAAGAUCCCAUGUGCAGUGAGGAGGAAGGGACCAUGACUGGUGCCACUGCCGUGCAGAGCAUCGAACUGGUGCUGCCGCCCCACGCGAACCACCACGGAAACACGUUCGGGGGCCAGAUCAUGGCGUGGAUGGAGACAGCGGCCAACAUCGCCGCAAGCCGCCUGUGUAGAGGACACCCCUUCCUCCAGUCCGUGGACAUGUUCAAGUUCCGGGGAGCCUCCACUGUUGGGGACCGGCUUGUUUUCAGAGCGAUCGUCAACAACACCUUUCAGACCUGUGUGGAGGUCGGGGUGCGUGUGGAGGCCUUCGACUGUCAGGAGUGGGCCGCGGGCCGGGGCCGGCACAUCAACAGUGCCUUCCUCAUCUAUAACGCUGUGGAUGACCGGGAGAAGCCCAUCACCUUCCCCAGGGUCAAACCCAUUUCCGAGGAUGAUUUGAGACGCUACCGCGGAGCAAUCGCUCGCAAGAGAAUCCGCCUGGGCAGGAGAUACGUUAUUUCCCACAGAGAAGAGGUCCCCGUCUCUACGCACUGGGACACGAGCAAGCAGGCUUCCCUGAGCGAUGGCAACGUGAAGGCGCUCAGAGAGCUGGCGGCCAGACCUGGCUGGGAGGUGACCAGUGCCUCGGAAAAGAUAAAAAUAUACACUCUGGAAGAGCAAGAAGUCCUAUCAGUUUGGGUUGAACAGCGUGUGAAAUGCCCAGCACACCUGGCUUACCAUCUCUUGUCUGACUUCACAAAGCGACCACUGUGGGACCCCCACUACGUGUCCUGUAUGGUCAUAGACCAGGUGAGUGAGGACGACCAGAUCUAUCACAUCACUUGUCCUAAGGUGAACGGAGACAAACCCAAGGACCUUGUCGUACUCGUGUCGCGAAGAAGGCCUCCCCAAGAUGGGGACACCUACCUGGUGGCAGCAAAGUCAGUGGUCCUGCCCACCGUGCCACCAUCUCCAGGGUACACCAGAAGUGAGGUGGUGUGUGCCGGCUUCCUCAUCCAGCCCGCCGACGGCAGCUCCUGCACCGUGUCUUACCUGAACCAGAUGUCAGCCAGCAUCCUUCCUUACUUUGCUGGAUAUCUCGGUGGCUGGUCCAAAUCCAUCGAAGAAGCAGCAGCCUCUUGCAUACAAUUCAUAGAGAAUGCUUCUGAUGAUACUAUAUUUUAAAUGGUCAACUUUCAAUUUCCUGUAAUUUAAUUUCCCACUUUAUUUCCAAGUAUCCUUGCUGGGUGUUGGAGUCACAGAGUGACUGACUUUCAACCCGAGAAAAAUACAGCAAGGAAGAGGUUGAAAACCAAGCUGCAUCUCAAUCCAAUCCCAGUGACUUGGCAGAGCAUUAAAAGAGUUUAAAACUCUUGUUUUGGAGGAUCCAGCACUCUGCCUCUUCCAGGGCGCAGAAACUGGAGAAUUGCCUGGAUGCAAAACAGCACGUUCUGUAAAGUGGUACAAAUUUAGGUAAAGUUAUCAUAAACAUGUUUGGGUUACACAGGGGCUGUGUGUGCUCUGGCUGAAAUUUUCCAAAGUGUAAAAUGAUGAUUUGCUAUAAAUUGAUUAACGUAUGGCAUGGUUCCGCACACAGCAGGUACUUGUGUGGCAGAGCAUCUGACAAGAGGUAUUACAUGUUUUAGGGCUUCAGAUUAGGAAGGCAUUAAAACAUAAUAGAACCCAAUCAAUUUUAGUAAUGGGAACUACUUUACUAGUGUCAUUUUACGUCUAUUCCAGUUGGUGGCCCAUUUAGUAUCUAGUGCUAUAGAUACACACACAAAGCAUCUGCAGAAUGUGAUAUUGCAGAGGAAGAGCACGUCAGCUGAGCCCUGCUCCCCUAACCCAAAGUCAGCACAUCAUCCCCUCGACUUCAGCCCCCAUUAUUCCACACUGCCAUUUGUCAUCCAGAAUACUUCAAGUUAGCCCCCUCGAAAGGCCAGCGUUGAAAAGCUGAAGGAGUUUUCCACUAAAGUUUAGAGUGCUUACCAGAUGAGAUACACCCAGCUGUUAGUUUGCCAAAUCUCAUUUUCUCCCUCUUUGCUUGCCAUGUUGCGGGUCAGACCCAUGGCCUGGUGCCUGCUGGGCAAAUGCUCUCCACCCUCGGCGCUAACUUUCCCAAUCUCCACCUUUCCUUCCCACGUCUCCCACCCACACAGCCUGUGCCUGGUCACGAUUAGUUUUGUUGGUCUGUGUCAAGAGGUUUUUGUGUGUAUGAACUCUGGGCUGUGCUGCAGUUGUAUGAAUUAAUAUUUAUAUACAAUAAAAGUAGAUGCAUAAAUUAUAAUGAUUAUUCACUACAUUCCAGCUGUAAAAGAGGAUUUUUAAGAAUUUUUCUUAAAAGUGCAAAACCUUUCAGACUUUUCCUGUAAUUAAGACACAUCUACAGGCUGUCUGCCUAGCCUUGGUCUUUGAAUUUAUAAGGGCUGAACUUUUCAUCUGAACAAGAUUAGAACUAUUCUGAGGCUGAAGUGAGUAACUUCAGUGGAGUCUCUGUGAGAUGUGAAAAUGCGGUCCACUGUGGACCCUCUUAUAAGAAGGACAUGUUCUAAGACCCCAGUGGAUAACGAAGCCCACGGCAGCACAGAGCCCUCCCGUCCUCACACACAUAUACCUAUGGCGAUGAACGGUGAUAAAUUGGGCACAGUCCAGUAUUCACCGCAAUAAGGAAUGGGAAAAUACAACAGAGACCGUAUUCCAUAAUAAAAGUUAUACAGUGUG